GAUCGGGGUGAAAAACCCAGCAUUAGCAGGAAUACAAAUUGACUCCAGCUCCGAAAGAGAAGAGUCGUCAAGAGGGACAAGGAAAACCACUCCCAGUUAGUUAACAUCGCUCAAUCACAUACUUAAGCUCGCUUUCUUUUCCGUAUUUUGAUUAUUGAAUUCGCAUUUUCAUUUUGCCUGCGACUGCCUGUUGAGAGCUUGGUGGUUUGAAAUUGAGAGGGUUUGAUCAUCUUCAAUCUUCAUCACAAAAAGAUGAGCAGUGACCAUACUGAGCGAGCCUCUUCUUCUCGUUUAUCACCGUUGGCUCGUCCUUUCAAUUUGAAUCCGAAUUCACUUCACCAUCAGUAUCAGCCCCAAUAUUUAAACGUUGACCUCUCUCACUUUGACGCUUAUGCAAACCAUUCUUCUUCUUCUUCUUUGCAAUACGGCUCUCAACUUCCUUUCAACAUUCUUCAGAUUCCCCGCUGGAAGGAUAAGGAUGGCGCCGUUCCCGUUCCUGGUGCUUUCUCUUCUAAACGAGGAAAAUCUCCUGCUGAAGAAUUGAAGGCCUUGGGUGAACUAUCUGAGAGUUUGCAUGGAAAAUGCAUUGGAAUAUCGGGGAAAGAAAAUGAAGAUAGAUCCAAAGAACAGCAGAUUGAAGUGGAGUGUGUUCCUUUUUCAACCAUAUCAGAAUUGUGGCCCAAUACAAUAACUGAAUAUCCUCAAAGUGAAAUGUGCCCAACAACUUAUCGAUCUUGUGAUUCAAAUAUCAUUUCUUGUGAGAGAAAUUUAUCACAACUAUUUGAUUCUUAUGCGGCGAAACUGAGGAUUUCCUAUUCAUCUGAUAGUGAUUUUCCAGUUCAAGUCUCUGCAGCAUCAGAUGCUCAUACAUAUUAUUUACCUUUUGAUCUUCUUUUACAUCAGAAUCUAUACUCUGAGGUGCAUGGUGCAGUUAGCAAUAAUAACCAGUUUAAUUGUAAUCCAAGCAGUAUAAAGGAGUCCUAUACUUUGCUGGAUAACAAUGAUAAGGAAGUUUUCCAUGAACUCAUGAUGGCAAAGUACGAUGAUGGAAAGGAUGGAAAAUCUAUUGCUCAUGAAGUUAUCGAUUCCUUAACUGUGUCAAAGUCUGAGCUGCAUAUCACUCAUCCUAGCAGUCCUCAUUAUUUAACUCUGAAAUUGCAUGGUACUGAAGAAGAUGAUCCUGUUGAAUAUUCUAGUAAGAUGUUAGGUGAAAAUGAUUCUGAUUUAGAUUCACCUUGCUGGAAAGGAACCAUGACCGCUAAUCAAUCAACAUUGGAACACCCUGGACAUGUGAAUUUGCAACAUCUUAAAAGUGGACAAGAAGCAUUAAGUAGUUUCAGUCCACUGUCAUCUCAGUUUUCUUCUAGUGAUGAUGAACAAAAUAUAAAUUACUGUGAGAGUGAAUGUGAUGGAGAUAAUGCUUCCUUGUUCCUUAAGAGUGCAUCCUUGACAGUUAGUUUACCUUCUGAGGAACUGAUAUCUACAAAUUCUAUUACAGCAGGAUCAUCUUCUUCUGAACAGAGAAAUAGGAUUGGAAUUCAUAGCUCAAAUAAUAUCUGUCUUCCAGAUGAGGAACAUGCUCUACUCAAGAAGAAUGGGCCAAAUGUUGCAGGCUUUGCGAGGUGGAUUGAGGAUCCUAGACACGAUGAUUCAACUAGUAUUUCCUUUGCAAGCAAUGUAUUUAGUUCAUCUUCUUGUACAGUUGGUGUUCCUGCUGAUUUUACUGAAACACAUGGGAGUGCAACUAGAUCUUUUUCUAUGCCUCCGAGAUUAGAUAUUCAAAGAAUAGUUAUUACAAUGAAUGAACUGUCAGAAUUGCUUAUGCAAAAAUAUUCAAAUGAUUUAGAUUCUUUGAAUGAGCAUGAGCAUGAUAUAAUCCAGAGUAUUAUCAGUAAUCUUACUGUGUGCAUCAGAAAUUGGGUUGUAAGAAAGAACUCUGAUGCCUGAAUCUAGUCAUCCAGACACAUCAUACUGUCUUAGGAAGUCUGCUGAUCUCUGCAAGGUAUAAAAUUUUUAUUUUAUAUUUGCAAGUUGUGGGUCUGAUCAGGAAUGAGUUUGAAUGUCCCUUGAUCUAGAAGCAACAAGGUUAUCUUGUUCUACCAUUAAUGUUCCUGGAUCUAUUUCUGUUACUAAAUAUUUCAGUCAUAUCUCCACAUGGUUUAUGUUGUUGGUAAUACUUUACAAGUUUAUUGUUAGAUUCUCCUAAAACAACAUGACUGAUCUUAUGACUGCAAAUUCUCAUGCCUUAUGUGAUUGUUGUCCAUAAGAUUUGCUAAUUUGAGUUGCUCUUUUCUUCCAGCACAAUGAUGUAUCAUGUAGGGUAAUACAAAUAGCAAAUGUUGUAGUAUUAUAUACUGAUAACAUGGUUACUACAACUGCAAGUUAUUGUGCAAUGAAUUUGACGGCUGUAUUUGUCAUUGUUGCUGGAGUUGUACCAAACCAUAAACUUGAAUAAUGUUCAUAGCAUUGCUCAAUCAUGGAAUUUCAAGCAACAAGGAUGAAGCCGAAUACAGUUUCACACAAUCUUGUUGAUCAGAAUGAGCAUGAGAAGCAACAGAGUCAUUCUACUAAUUUUCGUGAGAGACUCUUUCAUUCUUUUUCUACGAGCAAGGAUGAAUGAAGCAAAAGGGGUGAAUGAAUCACAGAGGGAAUCUAUGGCUUGAGGCACGGCGUUUCAUUGAAGUGUGACAACUGUUAGGUGAAGGUUGUCAAGGCGUGUGGAGGGUGUCUAAGGUCAGGGUGAUUGAGGAUCAAGGGAAAGGAAGCAGCUUUUGGAGAUGAAGUGAGAUGUUGGGUUCAUCCAGCGAAAGCCUGUCCUAGAUGACUCGAGCAUAGAAUCAAAGGAAUUCUAUUUGCUUCUGCUAGACUGAUCAAUGAGAUUUUUGUGGCCCUGAUGUAGAUUGUUACAAUGUUAGUUUCAAAUCGAAAAUGUUGUAUCAAGUUUGAUAUUAAUUAAUGCUCAAAAGUACCUAAGCAACGAUAGCUCAGAUGUGGCUAUUGCGUAUUAAUCUCGCUAAUAAAUGGCUAUUGUGCCAAAUGUUUUCUUUUUCCCCCUGAAAUUAAUGCUAGAAAUAUUUUUCCAUUGAA
Messenger RNA from Jatropha curcas, 3087 nucleotides. Lineage: Eukaryota; Viridiplantae; Streptophyta; Magnoliopsida; Malpighiales; Euphorbiaceae. The record is from RefSeq and is a predicted model, not a curated record.